Molecule: messenger RNA, 900 nt
Organism: Humulus lupulus (European hop)
Lineage: Eukaryota; Viridiplantae; Streptophyta; Magnoliopsida; Rosales; Cannabaceae
Product: proteasome subunit alpha type-7-like
Exons: 4
Coding region: 1-900 (299 amino acids)
Cellular component (GO): proteasome core complex; nucleus; proteasome core complex, alpha-subunit complex
Source: RefSeq, a predicted model, not a curated record
AUGGUGGAGCACAAGAAGGCUCUACUCCAAUUGCCUUACGGUAGGCGCUCUCUGUCUUAUCUUCUCCAUGAAGAUAAACUUCAAGCCUGGGACCUUUUGGAGCAGGAUCAGCCGACGGACAACGUCACUUACCGCAAGUAUACUGAGUGGGAGCACGAGUUGAAGAAUCUCCAGCUCAAGCUCCCAGACGAGCUUAAGGCUACAAAGUCAAAGCUUGAGGCUAAAGACUCUGAGAUUAAGGACAGGGAAUCGAGAAUCAAGGGGCUUGAAGAGCUAAAUGCCAAGCUCGAGGAGGAGAAGAAGGCCACAUUUGACAUAAUCGAGGGUGAGAAAGUUUGCCCCCUUGAGGAAUUCAAGCAAAAGAAGGAUCACAGACGAUGUGUGGGAUUUGAGAACGCGACGGGGCUUAAAAAAAAGUCCACUGCUAAACUUCAGGACUCCAGAACGGUGAGGAAGAUUGUGAAUUUGGAUGAUCACAUUGCAUUGGCAUGUCCUGGGCUCAAAGCUAAUGCUCGUGUCUUGAUAAACAAGGUGAGAAUUGAAUGUCAAAGCCACCAACUUACGGUUGAGGAUCUAGUAACUGUUGAGUAUAUUACUUGCUACAUUGCUGGUCUUCAACAGAAGUAUACACAAAGUGGGUGUGUUAGAUCGUUUGGGCUUUCAACUUUGAUUAUUGGCUUUGACCCAUACACAGGUGCACCGACACUAUAUCAGACAGAUCCUUCUGGGACAUUUUCAACCUGGAAAGCAAAUGGCACUGGAAGAAACUCUAACUCAUUACGUGAGUUUCCUGAGAAAAACUACAAGGAGACAACUAGGCAACAAACUGUCAAGCUCGCCCUUAGUGCUUUGCUUGAGGUAAGUAAUAGCAAACGAUGCAUAUUUAAUCUAGUUUCAUAA